ACAACUGCUGCUCCAACGACCACUACAACUCCAGAACCUAUUACGACAACCACUGCAGCUCCUGCUACAACAACUACAACUUCAGCUCCUACGACAACCACAACAACAGCACCUCCAACAACUGUCACCUCAUCAACAACUCCCACAACAACUGCAGCUCCUACAACAGCUUUAGCAUCUACGACAACCACUGCAGCCUUAACUACAACAACUGCUGCUCCUACGACCACUGCAACUCCACAACCUACUACAACAACUACAACUUCAGCUCCUACGACAACCACAACAACAGCACCUACUACAACACCUGUAGUUCCUACAACCACUCCACCUGCUGUACUUACUACAACAAUCACAACUACAGCUCCUGAUACAACAACUUUAACUUCUACGUCAACCACAGCAGCUGCCUCUGCGACAACCACUGCAGCUCUAACUACAACAACUGCUGCUCCAACGACCACUACAACUCCAGAACCUAUUACGACAACCACUGCAGCUCCUGCUACAACAACU
This is a messenger RNA of Oncorhynchus nerka (sockeye salmon), 516 nucleotides long. RefSeq names its product integumentary mucin C.1-like. NCBI's taxonomy places the organism in Eukaryota, Metazoa, Chordata, Actinopteri, Salmoniformes, Salmonidae. The annotation marks the transcript as partial. The transcript has 2 exons. The record is from RefSeq and is a predicted model, not a curated record.